Fraxinus pennsylvanica is the source of this 441-nucleotide messenger RNA. NCBI's taxonomy places the organism in Eukaryota, Viridiplantae, Streptophyta, Magnoliopsida, Lamiales, Oleaceae. The record is from the annotation of a GenBank genome assembly.
AUGAUGCACUGGUUAGGAAAAGUGACAAGGUCAAAUGAACAGUUCCUCUUAGAUUUUGAGCAGCUACAGAUCCAAUUUCCUGACCAGGUGCAGCUGCAUGCUGUGACAAAAUUUGCUUUAAUGUCUCUAGUUAUCCAGUGUUGUAUUCAUGCACUUCGGGCUAAGUUCCUUCUCUUUGCUUUACUUUCUUCUUCAGAGAUGUCUCUUGGCCAAGGGAGUCAAACACUAGCAGCUGUCACUUCCACAACUUCUUCACAGUCGGGAAUCUUGCCAUCCUCAGUUGUGGUUCCUAAUACCUCUAAUUUUCAGUCAUCAAAUCCUGCAUCUCCUUUCCCUUCUGUUCAUGGUAUUGGAUCCCCUGCUCAGUUAGCAGAUGAACCUUCAUCGUGUGCCACAUUAUCACCCACGAAACAUUUGGAGACAAGGCCUUGUUUACACUGA